AUGGCGGAGCACACAGGGGGAGGAGAUGACGACGUCGAGGAGCUCAGGGAGCAGGACCGCUUCCUGCCAAUCGCGAACAUCAGUCGCCUCGUGAAGAAACGUCUGCCGUACAACGCAAAGGUUGCCAAAGACGCAAAGGAAACCACGCAGGAGUGCGUGUCGGAGUUCAUCUGCUGGAUCACCGCCGACGCCAGCGACAAGUGCCAGGACGAAAAGCGCAAGACAAUCAGCGGCGAAGACAUCAUCACGUCCAUGAACACGCUGGGUUUUGACGACUACAUCGAACCGCUCAAGGUCUACCUCGCCAAGUACCGGGCCGCCGUCAAGGGAGACAGAAACGCCAACAACAUGAUGGACACAGGAGGAGGAGGAGGAGGAGGAGGAGGAGGAGGAGCAGCAGCAGGGGGGAGGGGGGGUUAUCAAGACGACAACGCACCACCAAGCGGGUCCAUGGCACUAUUAUCUUAUCGAGGUGGCGCCAGCGGAGGCGGCGGUGGUGGUGGUGGUGGGGGUUGGGCGGGAGGUGGUGCGGCGGGGGGGUUCGACAUGGAUGAGGAGUUCUGAUGGUUACAAGUCUUGUGAUGUGUGUGGUGGUGAAGUGUGUUUGUGUUUUUUUUUGUUUUCUUUUGGGCAGCAUCGACCGUGCUAUCAGGGUUAAAUGACAUAAUUAUAUCGGGCUGAUCAAUGAGAAGACGCUUUAGCCAGAGCACGGGAAAAACGUGAACAAUCUCUCCGUGUGGUGGUGAUCUGGCUCCCUCGAUAAGGUGUGCCUGUGGCGUCUACUGUGUGCAAUUAUAUUUCGUUGUGAACGCCGCACAUCGGGGAGGAGGCGAUCAACCGCCAGUCAAUCAUCAAUCGAGUUGCUUGAGCUGAUGGUUGGAGGAAAGAGUCUCAGGUCGGCCUCCAGAACUCUGUACACAAAAACAGCAGUAGUUACGCAGCGUUAGGCGAACCGAGGGGUUUGGCGACGAAAGCGUCCGGGCCGGUUCAGGCAACAACAAUAGCCUAGUCUAUCAGCAGACCGUUGUACGCAAUCGAGGCCCUUUGAUAAGAGCCAACCGGUGCCAGGCGCAGGCUGAUAUUGUCCCCUCUACUGUAGCUUCUAGUAUUAAAACAGGUGGGGGGGGGGGUUCCGAGUUCCCUUGUAACACGGAGCAGCGGGAAGCUGCUGAACACGUUCGUUCGUGUGUCGCCCGGUUAGGUACGCGUGGAGUGUUUCUUCUUUGAGCCGUUCCAUUGGACCAUGAUGGAGUCAAGCCUGGAUUUCACAAGUUGUUGCUGAUGGUGCAGCGGCACGGAACAAGUGUUACGAUCGUACGUUUGUAUGUACGUACGUACGUGAUUUACCAGCUGUUGAGGUCAGGUGUCUUGUUGGACGUCUGUCUGCGUUUUUGUGCUCGUUCGGUCUGGUUCUUUCUGGGUUUGUCCUGUACAGUAAUUACGGGGGGGGGGGGGGGGGUCGGCGACCUGUCUACUUUAUUCAAGAGUUAAGUAGUGGUUUCUUACGCGUGUGGCUACAAGAGAGUGGGGAAAAAAUUGCAAUGCUACACGAUAACGACGCGUUACUGCCGCGCUCCUUGUCCAAAUCGACGACGAGGCUCCCGUGUCCAAGUCGACAAGGAGCUUCGUGUAGCGUGUGCGUCUCAUUGGCCUCACCUCGAAGACCAAUAUAAUACCCCCAAGCUUUGUGUGUGUUCGAUUGGUUAAUAGCUUUGAAACUGGAAUUCCACGCGUGGCGUGCGUCUCUUCCAUUCGACGUCUAGAGUAUACAUCAAGCGGCGGAAGUCUGCCGCUGGGGUCUCGCACCGUACGCCGCAGCAUCCUGUCACAGGAUUAUUUGGGGCUACAUACGGUACCGUUGGCUACGAGCUUUAGCCUUUAAUACCAAUCAAUUUGUGGGGUGAGUUCCUCUCUAUUUUGCUAUUUUGGAGGUUGAAUUUUUCUCUGUCAUUUCAUCCGCGAGAAUGUUUUUUUAUUUUUAUGUUCAAGCUUUCUGUGCAUGAGGCCGACAAGAGAAGUAAGCGAAACGAGACGCCGUUUCUUCGUUUUCUUUGUGACAGAAGCAAAAAGAAAUCGUUUCGUCGGUAUUCAACGGUCUGUUCGGCGAACGAGAUACAUACAUACAUACGCAGCUCUUUGAUAUUCUUUCGGGAUAAAGAGACGGCCGAAAGGUUUGGUAUGUUUCGUCCGAAGUAUGAUUUUCUAACAACUGUCAGUGGCUCUUGCCGAAGAGACAGACCGUAGCGUCGAGCUUUCGUUAUGUCGAUAACGUUGAUGGGCAUAUGAGUCUGAGAUUAUUGUUGGAAACAAAGUUGUUGCUGUCCUGCUUCAAGCGCACGCCCAUCACUUGUCAUCAUCCCGUUCUAAGCAGGCCUGGUCGUGAGGUCAGCCAGAGCAACGACAUAUUCUCUACCUGUGAAGUACUGCAUUUAUUUUGCGGAAGCACACCGAGCUGCAUCUCACGCUGUCUAGCGUUCCUCUUGGCCAUAGCCACAUUGCCGCUGCGGACGCUUAUGCCCCAAUAACAGCAUACGACGGCCGCAACAUGAUUUGUUGGGCGUGUUCAAAACAGAGCGUGAGCCUCAAAAGAGACAAGCAGCUGGUUUUUCGACUAUUGAUUGUUCUAAGAUUACUCAACGGAGCGGUCGAACAAUGCAUGGUACCAUGUUUUUUGUGGAACCAGACAUCACAAAGACACUCUUCUUCCUUCGAACUGCGUUGUUGUUCUAGUGGAUGAGACAGAUUUCCUUGUUUCAGGGCUUUUCACGAUGUAGACCCGCUCUGCCGUGCGGUUUGUUUCUUCGAGUGUUCACGGUAGAGGGCGUUUUUUUUCCAUGUAGGUGGGAAAUGUCACGUGGCGGGGCGGGGUGUCUAAAUAGCACGGUUUUGUGCGAUGGGGUUGGUCUACUUGGUAGCAUUAACCG
This is a messenger RNA of Ectocarpus siliculosus, 2924 nucleotides long. NCBI's taxonomy places the organism in Eukaryota, Phaeophyceae, Ectocarpales, Ectocarpaceae. The record is from the annotation of a GenBank genome assembly.